Humulus lupulus (European hop) is the source of this 1992-nucleotide messenger RNA. RefSeq names its product putative beta-glucosidase 41. The record is from RefSeq and is a predicted model, not a curated record. The transcript has 13 exons. Lineage: Eukaryota; Viridiplantae; Streptophyta; Magnoliopsida; Rosales; Cannabaceae. Gene Ontology annotation, molecular function: beta-glucosidase activity. The coding region runs from base 219 to 1748 and encodes 509 amino acids. Gene Ontology annotation, biological process: carbohydrate metabolic process.
UUAAACAAACACCUAUAAAUUGAGUCUUCUUAACGUGCAAACAAACACCCUUUUCCACACUUAGUCAUCCUCUCAACUUGAACACCUUUCAAUACAAUACAAACCUUCAUUUCUUCUUCAUUAGAAUUCGUUAGCUUUACAACUGAGAUAACUUAAACAUUUGUUUUUUUUUUUUUUUUUUUGUCUUAACUCACCAUCUUGGUUAUGUAGAAUUCACCAUGAAACUAUUCAGCUUGACCCUGCUUCUUCUGAUCAUAGCUUGUUUUUUGUUUGAAAGUAUAAAAUCUCUCAGCAGAACUAAUUUCCCAGAUGGGUUCAUUUUUGGAACUGCUUCUUCAGCUUACCAGUUUGAGGGAGCUUCUGAUGAGGGAAAUAAAGGAGUUAGUAUAUGGGAUACAUUUACAAAACAACCAGGGAGAAUUUUAGACUUCAGUAAUGCAAACACAGCUGUUGAUCAAUAUCAUAGAUUUGAGAGUGACAUAGACUUGAUGAAAGAUUUGGGAAUGGAUGCUUAUAGAUUUUCAAUAUCAUGGUCGAGAAUUUUUCCGAAUGGAACUGGAGAAUCCAACCCAGAGGGAAUAAGUUACUACAACAGUCUUAUAGAUGCUUUACUUGAAAAAGGCAUCAAGCCCUUUGUCACUCUUUAUCAUUGGGAUCUACCACAGAUGCUUGAGGACAGAUAUGAAGGGUGGUUGAACAAACAGAUUGUAAAGGACUUUGAGCAUUAUGCUGUGACUUGCUUCAAAGCUUUUGGAGAUAGAGUAAAGCAUUGGAUUACCUUCAAUGAACCACAUGGUUUUUCCCUUCAAAGCUAUGACUUAGGCAUACAAGCCCCUGGCAGAUGUUCUAUUGUUGGUCAUUUGUUCUGUAAGAAGGGAAAUUCAUCUACAGAACCUUAUAUUGUGGCUCAUAAUAUUCUUCUCUCUCAUGCUGCUGCUUAUCAUACCUAUCAAAGAUCCUUCAAGGAGGAACAAGGAGGUCAAAUAGGAAUAGUCUUGGAUGCCAAGUGGCAUGAACCCAUAUCAGAUACUGAAGAGGACAUUGAUGCAGCAAAUCGUGCAAUGGAUUUUGCGCUUGGAUGGUUUCUUGAUCCACUUCUCCUUGGUGAUUAUCCUCUUUCAAUGAAGAAAUUUGUGGCGGAGAGGCUACCGAAAAUUUCACAAGCAACCUCAAAACUCCUUGUUGGAUCUUUAGAUUUUGUUGGCAUUAAUCACUACACCACAUUGUAUGCUCGGAAUGAUAGGGCUAGAAUCCGGAAGUUCAUAUUGCAGGAUGCUUUAUCAGAUGUUGCUGUCACAACAACGCCAUACCGACGAGGUGUUGCUAUUGGAGAAAAAGCAGCUUCAGGAUGGUUACGCAUAGUGCCAUGGGGGAUCCGGAAGCUGACAAACUAUGUGAAAGACAAGUAUGGAAACCCCCCAGUGAUAAUAACAGAGAAUGGUAUGGACGAUCCAAAUAAACAUUACAUUUCAAUAGAGAAGGCUUUGAAAGAUGAAAGGAGGAUAACAUUUCACACAGAUUAUCUUUCAAACUUAUCUGCUGCUAUAAGGCAAGAUGAUUGCGAUAUUCGAGGGUACUUCGUCUGGUCACUGCUUGACAACUGGGAAUGGAACAUGGGAUACACAGUCCGAUUUGGACUCUACUACGUGGAUUACAAGAACAACCUAACUAGGAUUCCAAAACAUUCAGUUCAUUGGUUCAAAAGUCUGCUCAGUCCGGAAGGAGAUUUGAGUCACCAGAUUAUUUGAAUGAUUCUUUUGUUUACAAAGAUUUUAAAGAACACAUUGAAAGAGAAAAUUCAUUGAAAAUAAAAAAACAAAAGAAGAAUUUUAAGCAAGGCAUUAAUUCUCUUUCUACUAUUUCCAACGUCACAUAGAGGCUAGAGCUGUAUCCGAUGCAACUCAUGUUGUACAUUCUUAUAUGCCAAGAAUAUGUAAUUGUAACUUGCAAAAAUUAGUUAUAAAUCUAUAGAUUUAGUGCAAUUAUAUGGUA